Messenger RNA from Aspergillus vadensis CBS 113365, 2097 nucleotides. Its product is annotated as fungal specific transcription factor domain-containing protein. The record is from RefSeq and is a predicted model, not a curated record. Lineage: Eukaryota; Fungi; Ascomycota; Eurotiomycetes; Eurotiales; Aspergillaceae. The transcript is spliced from 6 exons. Gene Ontology annotation, molecular function: zinc ion binding; DNA binding. Gene Ontology annotation, biological process: DNA-templated transcription. The coding region runs from base 1 to 1965 and encodes 654 amino acids.
AUGCACAGGAAGGUCCGAGAACUUCAGGCACGCCUCGCCUUGUACGAGCGUCAGGCCCACGAUGUCGGGCGUGUAGAUAAGAGGUCAACGGCAAUAUCAGCGUCAGACAAGACCCAAACAGAGAAUGUGGAUACAGCACUGCGUUUCAAUGCGCCAGUAAAUGAAGUAAUACGAACACCGGUGGCAUCAUCUGUGUCUAACAUGACAUCGAGAACCGAGCUUCCUCCACAUCAAAUGGAAACCCAUUUUACCCUUGGAUCGAGCCAGAACUUCGGGAGCCGGGUACAGGAUCUUGAGCGGCAAAAUAAUGACCGUUCACGAAAUCAGUGCACGCCUCAUGGGCGAGCUCCACGGUUCAUUCCAAUUACAGAAGGACUAUUCCCAGAGCGGCGUAUUCCACUCAAACCACGCCAGGGUCAAGAGACAAGCACGGCUGCUAACCUGAGGUUUCCUUCUGUGGAGAAAGCGUAUCAACUUCUGGACACGGUUCUUCUAUACCUUGGCGAUGCCCAGCAUUUCUUCGAUGCCCGAGACCUCUCAGACCAACUGAUGGUAUUCUACAGAAACAGCUUCGACGAGAUACAAAGAACCAGCAUCUGGUAUCUCCACAUUCUCUUAGUGUUUGCAAUUGGAGAACUUCUGCGAGGAGAGUUGGAUGGGACGACAGGCCCACCGGGCUUUGCCCUAUUCAAAGAGGCUUUAAAAUUAUUGCCUAACAUUAGCGAACUACGGGCCCAUGGUGUCGCCGGAAUUGAGAUUUUGGCACUCAUAGCAGUGUAUUACCAAAAUAUUGAUCGGAAGGACGACGCUGCUUCACAUAUUGGCCUUGCUUUCCGAUUGGCUCUCCUGCACAAGCUAUAUCGAAAGUCUACGCUCGACCAACUACAUCCAUCACAAGCGACACAUGCGAACCGUAUCUGGUGGACUGUUCAGAUGCACGAUAAACGUCUCACUAUAGCUACUGGAUGCCCGUUGAGCCUCGACGAUAAAAUGAUUGCUUCUCCUCUCCCGAAUCCUUCGCCGGGCUACUGUGAUCCGUUAGCCAUUCAACUGAAUAUCAAAAUUGUGCAAAUUCAAAGCCGAAUAUAUUCUGUCAUCUAUAGUAACGAAUCCUGCUCGGAGAACAUGUUUUGCGACAAUGUACGCGAAAUCAUGUCAUCGCUUGACCAAAUCGCGAAAGAAAUUCCGCAAAACCCCUUGCGCACCAACAUGUCAAGCCGGAAACCAUCGAAGUUGGGGAUACGAACAAGUAUCUCCCUCUUCACAAUGCUAUAUCAAGCAAUAAUUCUCACCCUACGACCCGUUCUUCUUCAUCUUGCCAAAUUAAUAUUCGAUCGCGAGACAACAUUCAGCACAAGCAGCAGUGCACUACAGCACCUUGCUCGGACGUGCAUAGAAGCCGCGAGUAAGAAUCUGGAACUAAUGAAAAUCUUGGUAGAUGAGGAAAUCAUUUCUGUAUUCGGCUUUUUUGACCUCGAUGCCAUCUUCUCAGCGACAUUUAUUCUACUGCUGGCAGCUAUCAUCCGUUCUGCAGAUACGAGCGACUCCGGCCAUUUUCCUUUUCUCAACUCCAGCCCCGGCAUGAAAGAAGGCCUUCAGCUUCUCGACUACCUGGCAAGCUAUCAGAACCAUGCUGCUCGGGCGAGGAAGGACCAGAUACAGAAGUUGCAGGAAUGCUUACCGUCUUUUAUGCAGGGAAUCAGCUCUGUUGAUAUGGCAAACGAAGCUGUAAGAACGCCCCAGUCUAUAUCGAACAAUGCUGGGGUCUCGCAGUAUGAGAAUCUUAUGCGGACGUAUAUCACAGACACAGUUGAAGGAGACUUCGUUCCAGUAACGUUGCCAGCCGAAUUUUCGGAAGAUCCUCAUGCCAUAUAUUCAUUCUUUCACGACGAGGGCUUUGAAUUGACUGGAGAGAACCAGGCAGACUUCGAAGAAGUGCAGCGUCAUUUUCUGUGGCAGGCAUAAACCUAAAUAUUGUAGUGGGGACUUCGCGUGCAGCCUAAUGCCUCAGGGACGGUCUGGUCGGUGUCCGUGUAACGGCGUUAUCUUUUGGCCGCGGUCGAAAAUCUCGCUGAAUUUGACGACCAAUCAUGCCUC